Ascochyta rabiei is the source of this 867-nucleotide messenger RNA. RefSeq lists its product as uncharacterized. Lineage: Eukaryota; Fungi; Ascomycota; Dothideomycetes; Pleosporales; Didymellaceae. Bases 1 to 867 code for a protein of 288 amino acids. The record is from RefSeq and is a predicted model, not a curated record. The transcript has a single exon.
AUGGACGACCACCCAGCUCACGCAAUGCCAGACAGCACUACUACCUACCAUCUCAUUGAGAAGCGACAAUCAGGGACCGAAUCGUUCGAGCUAAAGGUUCCAAUGAUUCUCCAGACCGGCACCGAGGUUCUAAUCGCCAGUCAAAGUGGUAUCAAAAUCGAAGUUCUGGAGGAAUCCCGGUGCUGUUGCUACGUUUGCACACACAAGGAACCCGCCCUACCGCACUGCUUAGUCUCCUCUAGCAAACCGAUCCGAAUCCUUACAGAGGAUGAGACGCGUAUAUCGCCAGUAGAGUCACUAGGGAUGGACUUUGCACAAGGCUGGAACAAACUCACAGACGAGUUAAGAAUCAAGAUCCUGGGGUACAACUUGACUCAACAAUGUAUCAUCACGCAAAGGGAGCCAGAGAAAAUCGAUCCACGAGGGUUCACCACUGAUUGUAUCCUUCACCAUCAUAUUGCUUUUGGCCCUGUAUUCGCAACCCUCGCAACACGGGUCUUCUACGAGACCAACACCAUUCGUCUGGACCACGCGCGUCUGCCUCCUCGAGCUACACGUCGAUACAUCAAGAGAGUCUUCGUUCCUGUCACAGUCCCGUCUACAAGCAGUUGGAGGACCUUGAAGACAUUGUCGGUGGCAGCGGCGGCGGCGAGUGGAUUUGCGGGAGUACGAUAUGUCACGAUCGAGUUUGAUAUGGAAGCUAUCGCUGAAGAAUUUGCGGAGAAUACGGAUCACUACAUGCAUAUGAGCCACAUCAGCCUUGGUUGCAAGGGAUCCUUGAGCUUUGAGUAUCGAGGCUCCCGCAGGUCAAGCGAAAUGCGGCAAUAUGAGCAGUUUGCUCGAGAACUCAUUGCGUUCACUGAGUGA